AUGAUCAGCUCUUCAGCAACCACACGUAUCUGUAGAUAUUUCCUGAAAGUUUCCCUGUUUGACCUCAGAGGAGCACACGUCUUCCUCUUCCCCGUCACAAGAGCUCAGCAUUUCAACAUUAUGUGCUUAAUAAUGCAUCUUCUGAUGUCUCUGUUGCUUUUGGGUGCAGGUACAUGUGGGGGGCUGUUUCAGCAGAAGCUGACAUGUACGUAUGAAAUGUGGCAGAAGACCCUUCCACGGGUGUGGUGCAAGCAGAUCACAUCUGAAUGCUGCAUCGGCCUUGUGUUGACUCAGCAAACACAGGUUUUGAAUAGAGGAAAGCUAGAGGUGACCGAGGACUUGGACUCCUUCACUAUUUCUGUGGUGGAGCCUGGCGAUGGUGAAGGGAUGUAUUGGUGUGGUGUGCUGGGUCAAAAUGACACCAUCAUCAAACUGGCUGAUGUCUACCUCCACAGCUCGUUUGGCGCUUACUUCUGGGGCUGUGCUCGUUGGAUUCUGCUCCCUUUGAUUCCCCUGGUGGCCGUUGUAGAGGAAGUUUAUGACGAUGUUGGUGUGACUCAGGUUCUGACAGCCAAGGGCACGUGUAUGGACAGCAUUAAGGGAAAUUAUAAAUGA
This is a messenger RNA of Lampris incognitus (smalleye Pacific opah), 615 nucleotides long. RefSeq lists its product as uncharacterized. The transcript has 4 exons. The record is from RefSeq and is a predicted model, not a curated record. NCBI's taxonomy places the organism in Eukaryota, Metazoa, Chordata, Actinopteri, Lampriformes, Lampridae. Bases 1 to 615 code for a protein of 204 amino acids.